UAGUGAGAGCCGAGAGGAUUCGUUCAACGUUUUAUCCUAAUAUAGCCUAUAGGUAUUUAUUAUUUUAAAUUUGAAUGUAAACAUCCUUUUGGUAAAUAUAAUGAAUAUUAUGAACUAUAAUUCAACGCAACUYGCUACUUAUUGCAAUCAAACGGUUURAAAUUUCUCUAGAGAUACCGAUUWUUAGUUUAUAUAAAAAAUGGAAUUUGUUUUAUUUAAUUUUACUAACUAAAAUUCGUUGGACCAAUUAUAUGAACUUUGCGACUCCAAAUCAUUGUUCGUUUGUAUAACUAUAAGAAUUAAAUAGUUAAUAGGUACUAAUACAGUAUGGAUAAAAAAAAAUUAAAUGCUCUACAACCGUUUGAAUUGCACAAAGAAUUAUUGGACAAGUAUCUAGAGUAUUGCAAAUUUGUUGAUUUAAAAAAACGUGAAAAACGUGAUUUCGAUGUUAUACAGGAAAAUCACAAGUUUGUAUGGGAAGAAGACGAUGAAGUUUUCACUUGGGAGCAGAAAUUGGCUAAGAAGUAUUAUGACAAGUUGUUCAAAGAAUAUUGCAUUUGUGACUUGAGUUUAUAUAAAAAAUCUAAGGUAGCAAUGCGUUGGCAAACUGAAAGUGAAUUGGUCAGUGGUAAAGGUCAGUUCAUUUGUGGCAAUAAAAUUUGUAAUGAAACAUCACAUCUACGGACAUGGGAAGUAAAUUUUAAUUACAUGGAACACUCUGUAUCAAAAAACACACUGGUCAAACUAAGGUUGUGUAUGGAUUGCUCCAAUAAAUUGAAUUAUAAACAUAAAAAGAAAGAAGUCAAGCGUCAAAUUUCCAAAUCGAAAAAAGAUAAAUCAAAACAUUCCAACAAAGAACGCGAAAAAUCCAUURGUCGACCAACUACUGGCGUCCAGAGUGAAUCACCAGUAACAUCUAAGCUAGCAAUUGAAGAUAAUGUUUGGAGUGAACAGUUACAAAUAGACGAUGAAAAACCAAGAGAGGAUGAUUUUGAAAAUUACUUAGAACAACUGUUAUUUUAAAUAAAUUGUUAUAUUUUAUUAACUUAA
Molecule: messenger RNA, 1050 nt
Organism: Diuraphis noxia (Russian wheat aphid)
Lineage: Eukaryota; Metazoa; Arthropoda; Insecta; Hemiptera; Aphididae
Product: protein FRA10AC1 homolog
Biological process (GO): dephosphorylation
Molecular function (GO): phosphatase activity
Source: RefSeq, a predicted model, not a curated record